Tetranychus urticae (two-spotted spider mite) is the source of this 1395-nucleotide messenger RNA. RefSeq names its product transmembrane protein 120A. Lineage: Eukaryota; Metazoa; Arthropoda; Arachnida; Trombidiformes; Tetranychidae. Gene Ontology annotation, cellular component: membrane. The record is from RefSeq and is a predicted model, not a curated record.
AAACAGUCCGGAAACGGAUAACUUUCUUUGUAACAUUGUUUAGUGUAAAAUUUUGGUUACAAGUAACUAGUUACUUUGAGCUUGUUUUUCAAAUUAAACGGGAACCUGCAUUACAGUUUAUUUUUAUUGUGAUGAAAAUUUCUUGAUCAUUUUGAUUGUUCAUUUUCUUACCGGUUAAGCAUUGUCUUUAACCCAUCUUGUUGAAAUUUAAUAAUGUCAGUGAAGGAAGAGUUACCGACACAACAAAGUUUAUAUUUAAAAGUUAUCUUGGGUGAUAUCAAUGUCACAUUGAGCAACAAUGAGAAAAAAUUUAAGUACAAAGAACAAUAUGAAAAAUUUAAGCUGAUAGUUAAUGCUUUGAUACUUGUUGUGGCCGUUUUGGAUAUUAUGUUCAGUUUCAGAGUUAUAGAUGCAUGUCUCCAUUUCCUACUUGUUUGGUAUCAUUGUACGUUGACAAUUCGAGAAAGUAUUCUAAUCGUUAAUGGCUCUAGAAUCAAAGGCUGGUGGAGAGCUCUCCAGUUUAUUACUGGUAUUAAAGCAGGAAUCAUAAUUGUUUGGCCUGAUGGUUUAAUGUAUGACCUUUUCCGAAGACAAUUUCUCUACUAUAUUGUUUACACAAGUUUCCUUCAAUUCCUACAAUUCUAUUAUCAACAUAAUUGUUUAUAUCGAUUAAGAGCUCUGGGUGAGCGAUACGAAAUGGACAUUACCAUUCAAGGAUUUCAUUCGUGGAUGUGGAGAGGAUUAGGUUUUCUGAUACCUUUCCUUUAUCUAGGUUAUGCAUUUCAGUUUUACAAUGCUUACACAUUGUACAAUUUAAGUAAACACCCUCAAUGUAGUGAGUGGCAGGUUGCUGUUUCCUCUUUUAUAUUCUCUGUCAUCUUUCUGGGCAACACCAUAACAACUUCUCUAGUCGUUCAACAGAAGUUCAAAGAAAAAAUGAUCAAAGGUAUUCAACAAACUUACAAAAACUUACCCAGCUGUCCUUCUGUUCCAAAUCUUUUGAAAAAAGAUCAACACCAAGAGUGAUAAAACUAAAGACAAGAACAAUACUUGUUAAGUGAUGGAAAUCAUCAAAAAAAAACAAGAACUAAAAAAGAAGACAAAAAAAUCUAAUUCGCUUCAGCCUCUCAAUUGUAUUAUCAUAUCCUAAAGUGAUUUAAACUAAGAUGAGAUUAAUAAUUAACUCUAUUAUUUUACUAUCUCAAAUGAAGACUCAUGCAUUUUUCAUUUUAAAAUGUUAAAUUAUUCAUGACCUUGCAUAUUGUAUACAAUUAAUCUGAAUCGAUUUGAAACAGUUUGUAGUAAAACAAAUUGUGUCCAAAAACCGAUGGCAUCUAUCAUUGUAACAAUUAAAUUGGAAAUUUUUCAAGUCAUUGAUGCACUUUCGCUCUGAAA